AUGAAGGUCGCAAUCGUCGGGGCCACUGGCGAGACCGGCCGAUCCAUCGUCAAUGGCCUGGCGAACUCGUCCACUAUUUUUGAGAUAACAGCUCUGGUGCGCCCCGCAUCGAAGGAUAAGCCAGCAGUGCAAGCUCUAAAGACAAAAGGGGUGCAAGUGGUCCCAAUUGAUCUUCAAGGGCCGCUGAACGAGCUUGUCAGCGUUUUGGAUGGCGUCGACAUCGUCAUAUCUGCUAUUCAUUAUCAAUCUCUGGCGGAUGAGAUACCACUAUCAAACGCUGCCAAGGCCGCUGGUGUUGGACGAUAUGUUCCAUGCUUCUUCGCCACGAAGGAGGAUAUCCUGGAUCACAUCCAACGGCUUUGUCUUCCUUAUACCGUGAUCGACGUCGGAUGGUGGUUCCAGCUCACGCUCCCAGAUGUGCCCUCCGGCCGCUUCAGUUACGCUCUCGUGGCCCCAAGUAACACCAUUGUCGCCGGAGGCGAUACACCUUGCGCCCUAACGGAUGUCCGUGACGUAGGGGUAUACGUUGCGAAAAUUAUCACCGAUCCACGCACCCUGAAUAAGAAAGUGUUUGCGUUUACGGAAACGAAAACCCAGAACCAGGUUUUCGAAUUGGUGCAGAAGAUGAGCGGGGAGAAGCCGAUAGGCAGCGAGCUGUCGGCAGCUAAUCUGAAGCAAAAAGUGGCGGAACUCAUGAAGUCCUCUGCGAUCAACCAAGUCCGGGCCCAGUUCGAAUACUGGAACUCGUGGGGUCUACGGGGUGAUAACACACCAGAGUAUGCCAAGUAUCUAGGGUAUCUCAUCGCUGACGAAUUGUAUCCUGGUCUCAAAGGCCAAAGCCUAGAGGCGUUUAUUCAAGAUAUCAUCGAUGGGAAGGGGGAGAAGGUCUAUAGUAGCUAA
Thyridium curvatum is the source of this 900-nucleotide messenger RNA. RefSeq lists its product as uncharacterized. Lineage: Eukaryota; Fungi; Ascomycota; Sordariomycetes; Thyridiales; Thyridiaceae. The coding region runs from base 1 to 900 and encodes 299 amino acids. The record is from RefSeq and is a predicted model, not a curated record. The transcript is spliced from 4 exons.